UUGUCCGCUGAUCAAACUCGAAGGCAUCACUUUGUUUUUUGACUUCUGCUCGAUCGGAGGUAACAAGUGCAUAAUCCCUUUGGCAGUUUUCACUUUCCCGAGUUCAACAACAUCAACAUCUCUUUGUUACUCUCAACCUCAAAGAUGUCGUUCAACUUGGUGUCCCGCGCCACGGAAGGUGACUUCGAGACUCGCCGCACGCGAUUCAAUCUGUCGGAGGUGAACACCGUGGGUGAACUAGUCCAAAAGGCGGCCACUGUCACGCAAAUCCGGCCCGAAUCCAUUCAGCUCUUGUUCCGCGGGAUUCUCUUGAAAUCCCCCGAGCAAACUCUGGCUCAAAUUGGAUUACGGGCUAAUGCCACCAUCUACAUCCUGAAAGCGCCCGUGGUCUCAAGCGUGGAGCCCAUGGGACCCAAAGAUCUGAGCGAUGAGGAAAUGAAGCGCUUCUUCGUGGCCUUUGGUAUGGCCAUUCGCAAUCCAGCUUUAAAUGUGGCCCUUAAGCGACUCACCCAACGCGAGAAUCUCGAAAGCUUGGCCGGAGCUUGCCCCGGAUUGGCCCAGGAUCCCAUGGCUUUGGCCUUUCUCAACAAACCCGAGAUGCUCAUGAUGCUCUUGAAACCGGAAAUUCUGCAACGAGUGGCCCAAGAACACCCCAGCCUUCAUGAGGCCAUGGUUAACUUGGCAGCCGCAGUGCACGAGGAACGACCCUCCAAGUCGUCCCAAUUGGAUGGUGAGAGCUUGCCCACGCCCUUUUCGUAUCACUUGGACGACAUGUCUGACGUUGAUGACGACGAGGAUAUGGAGGAGGAUGGCUUUGGUUCGGAUCUGCAACGUAAUCGCUCGUUCUCGGCUAUCACGCCUAACCAAUUGGCUGCGGCUAUAGCGGCUGCUCAAAACUCGGCCGGAGCUUCCACCGGUAACACCACUGCCGGGGCACUCGGAGGAUUACUCCCCAACUCCUUAGGCGUGGAGAGCACGCCUGGGUCUUCGACCGGCUCGUCCAUGCCUUCGUCCUCGAGACCUACACCGUCGAGCCCGGCCAUAACAUCGGAUAGCUUUCGUCAAGCCCUAGAGCAAGCUAUGGCCGCAUCGGGGCAAGUGCUGUCUCAGAACCAGUCGUCCUCGUCGUUGAACGCCGCUUCGGAACCCAUGGAGGCGAGUGAUUACGGCCCCGAACAAAUUGAAAAAGACGUGGCCACCAUGCGAGAGUUAGGUAUCGUAGACGAAGGCUUGGCCCAGAAGGCCCUCAAACUAAUGGGCGGCGACCUUCAAGCGGCUAUUGAUCUCGUCUUCUCCGGAUGGUUGGGCGAGGACGACGCAGCCAGCUAACCAGUGUUGUUGCAUAAUGACAAAAGGCUUUUUAUGAUCAUAUAUUUGCUUCUCAAGGUAGUCAAAUAAAUCGACCCCACAUUGAAAUGGA
Molecule: messenger RNA, 1420 nt
Organism: Tigriopus californicus
Lineage: Eukaryota; Metazoa; Arthropoda; Copepoda; Harpacticoida; Harpacticidae
Product: ubiquitin-like protein 7
Exons: 2
Coding region: 145-1329 (394 amino acids)
Biological process (GO): ubiquitin-dependent protein catabolic process
Cellular component (GO): cytosol
Molecular function (GO): polyubiquitin modification-dependent protein binding
Source: RefSeq, a predicted model, not a curated record